This is a messenger RNA of Zychaea mexicana, 1109 nucleotides long. RefSeq lists its product as uncharacterized. Gene Ontology annotation, biological process: mRNA splicing, via spliceosome. Gene Ontology annotation, molecular function: pre-mRNA 3'-splice site binding; metal ion binding. The record is from RefSeq and is a predicted model, not a curated record. The transcript has 4 exons. Gene Ontology annotation, cellular component: U2AF complex; spliceosomal complex. Lineage: Eukaryota; Fungi; Mucoromycota; Mucoromycetes; Mucorales; Lichtheimiaceae. The coding region runs from base 115 to 786 and encodes 223 amino acids.
CUUGUAUCAAAAGUUUUGAAAUUCAGAUUAACAAAAUUAUAUAAAAAGCUAAGUCCUCUCAAAGUCUAACACACACUUGACACACACAUUCAACUUCACUCAAUUUGAAACGACAUGGCUGAAUAUCUUGCAAGCAUUUACGGUACAGAAAAGGACAAAGUAAACUGUUCCUUUUACUUUAAGAUUGGCGCGUGUAGACACGGUGAACGCUGCUCUAGAAAGCAUGUCAAGCCUACGUUUUCACAAACGGUUCUGAUUGCCAACAUGUAUAAGAAUCCAGCUCACGAACAGUUUUGCACGUUGACACCGGAGCAAAUGCAGGAAGACUUUGACCUCUUUUAUGAAGAUGUUUUCACGGAACUAGCUACGUUUGGAGAAGUUGAGGAAAUGAUCGUUUGCGACAAUAUAGGUGAUCACUUGGUGGGCAAUGUGUACUGCCAGUAUCGUUACGAAGAAGCGGCAGGCAAUGCAGUAGAAAGCUUGAAUGAUCGAUUUUAUGCAGGUCGACCAUUGUAUGCCGAACUAUCGCCAGUAACGGAUUUCAGAGAAGCGUGCUGUCGACAGCAUGAGAUUGCAGAAUGUAAUCGUGGAGGCUUUUGCAACUUUAUGCAUCUAAGACACCCGUCAAGACCUCUAAAACGAGAUCUUCAGGACGGGCAGCGGCUGUCGAUUCGAGAAAAAGAACGGGAAGCUCGUUCGUCACACAGGGAUGACGAUGACAGAAGAAGUUCUCGACAUCAUGAGGAUGACCGGCACUAUCGCCACAGACACGAUGAUGGCUUCUGAUCUAUCUGUCUCUGUCUCUCUCUCCUGGCUCACACAACAAACCACAAACAACCAUCAUAGUAUAAACAUAUAUACGCAUAUAAAUUAGCACAUUCUCUGUUCUUUUCCCUUUUCCACAUAAAAAACUGUUAGAUAUCCUUUCUACUAUCUCUCUUUGCUAUAGGUUGCAUCACUCUUAACUGCAAUAAUAAAAAAAAACAACUGGACAAAAAGUGAUCAAUCAGACAACUGGAGCUUGCUGGGAAAACCUAAGCGGAGUUUCAUUGGAUUUUUUCCAAAGCGUUUGAAAAACGCGUAAGGUUGAGAAAAGAAAGCGUGUUCCU